Molecule: messenger RNA, 2798 nt
Organism: Dunckerocampus dactyliophorus (ringed pipefish)
Lineage: Eukaryota; Metazoa; Chordata; Actinopteri; Syngnathiformes; Syngnathidae
Product: protein disulfide-isomerase TMX3-like
Exons: 16
Coding region: 20-1309 (429 amino acids)
Biological process (GO): peptidyl-cysteine oxidation
Cellular component (GO): endoplasmic reticulum
Molecular function (GO): protein disulfide isomerase activity
Source: RefSeq, a predicted model, not a curated record
CACUCUUAAUCUGCUCAACAUGUCUGACUGGCGGAAGACACUUGUGGUCUCAGCGGUGCUGCUGUGUGCGUCCUUCACCUCGGUUUGGACCUUUGUCGAGGAGAUUGAUGACUCGUUGGUGGAGACACGUGGAGACAACGACAUUUGGCUCAUUAAAUUUUACGCCCCCUGGUGUUCCUUCUGCAAACAGUUGGAUCCCGUGUGGCAUCAGGUUGGAUCGGAGUUGAAGAGCGUCGGCUCUCUGGUCAACGUUGGCAAAUGUGACGCGACUGCUAACAUGGCUUUAGCCAAAGAGUUCAAAGUGCGAGGUUAUCCUGCCAUCUUCAUGUGGAAGAAAAAUGUCAAAUACAAUUAUUUAGGACCCAGAACCAAAGAUGGAAUUAUGGAUUUUGCUGACCGUGUUAGUGGUCCGCUGAUUCGACCCUUGACCAGUGUGCAGCUCUUUCAACAUGCUUUGAGUCGUCAUGACGUUAUGUUUGUUUAUAUUGGGGCAUCUUCGCCACUCAAGGGUGUUUACUCCGCUGCUGCUCAAGAUCUCAUUGCUUCUACUUUUUUCUUCUCUGCCAGCAGAGACAUCGUGCCCAAGACCGUGUCACUACCUUCCCUUCCUGCUGUGGUCGUGUUUAAAGAUGGAACCUACUUCACAUUCAAUGAGGUCAGUGACGGUGAGCUAAAGGCAUGGAUCAACAAAGAGCGCUUCCCGAACUACAUGAAGGUGGACAGCUACACACUGUAUGCCAUGGGAGAGUCAGAUAAACUCGUACUGUUGGCCCUGCUGGAGGAGGCCAAUGUGGGCCAACAAAGUCUCAGGUGCAAAAGUAUUGUACAGAAAGUGGCAGAAGAAUACAAAGAAAUAUACAGCAGAAAUGUUCACUUUGGCUUCAUGGAGGGGAAUGAAUACAUCAAUGGACUCAUCAUGGGCGAGCUGCGUCUUCCCACCAUCGUCAUGUUGAACCUAUCCACUGACAGCUACUUCCUGCCGCUAACAUCAGUGGACACAGAGCGUCACCUGGUGGACUUUAUGGACCAGGUUCUGGAUGGCAGCAUCCAGAGUCAGGGAGGAAACGGAGUCACUCAGCGAAUCAGACGCUUCAUUUACGAAACCAAAGUCACACUUGUGCCACUCUUCAUUGAGGCUCCGCUGCUCGGUUUCUUUCUGCUCUGCUUCCCACUCGGCCUGAUUGGAUUCUUGUGCAUGCUCUGCUGGAAGAUCCGGUCUGGCCGAGGAGACAAUGACGAUGAUGAUGGCGAGGAGCUUGUGGCGCAGUCAUGGUGUCGUAGAAAAGUAUCAAACAAGAAAUCUGACUGACCGGCAACAGCAGAACCUCAGAAUAACUCGACAAUUGACUCCACCCGGAAGCAAACGGUGAAUUCAUUCCUUCAUACAGUGGUGUGAAAAAGUGUUUUCCCCCUCCCUGUUUGUCAUUUAAAUGUUUAAAAUUUAAAUAUCAAUCAAUGACAAAACAAAUGAACACAAAAUGCAGUUUUUAAAUGAUAUUUUUUAUUACUAAGGGAGAAAAAACAAACAAACCUACAUGGCCCUGUGUGAAAAAGUGAUUGCCCCUAAACCUAACAACUGGUUGGGACCCCCUUAGCAGCAACAACUGCAAUCAAGCGUUUGCUAUAACUUGCAAUGAAUCUCUUACAGCGCUGUGGAGAAAUUUUGGCCCACUCAUCUUUGCAGAAUUGUUGUAAUUCAGCCACAUUGGAGGGUUUUCGUGCAUGAACCGCCUUUUUAAGGUCAUGCCACAGCAUCUCAGUAGGAUUUAGGACAGGACUUUGACAAGGCCACUCCAAAGUCUUCAUUUUGUUGUUCUUUAGCCAUUCAGGGGUGGACUUGCUGGUGUGUUUUGGAUCAUUGUCCUGCUGUGGAACCUAAGUUAAUUUCAUCUUGAGGCCGGACAUUCUCCUACAAGAAUUUUUGGUAGCAAAAUUCAUGGUUAUUUAUGGUUCCAUUUAUCACAGCAAGUCUUCCAGGUCCUGAAGCGGCAAAACAGCCCCAGACCAUCACAAUAUGGAGUCAUGAUCACUGACCUUAACUGAGGCAAGUGGGGCCUGGAGCUGUUUGGAUUUUGUUGUGGGGUCUUUCAUCACCUUUUGGAUGAGUUGUCGCUGCACUCUUGGGGUAAUUUUGGUUGGCCGGCCACUCCUGCGAAGGUUCACCACUGUUCCACUGUUCUUCUAAACUUUAAUAUUAUCUGAUCAUGCAACAAGAUAUUCCUAGCAUUUUUGUUAUCAAAAAUAAAUACUUUAUUAUCAGCUUGUCACCUUGAUUUCUUGUUUCAAAGCAAGUUAUCCUUUAAAAAAAAAAAACAAAAACAAAACCAUAAUCAUCAAAUGCAUGGGCAAUUGUGUAAUAAUAUCAUGUGGUGAUUAUACAUUUCUAUUCAUAUAUCAGGUUUAUCACGGUUAAUUUGUUCCAGACCUGACCGUGAGAAGUGAAUGGAAUAUUCUUGUAGUAUGAGCAUAGAAAACCUGUUUACAACUUUCUAAAUACAAUUUUUUACCAUUAUUAGAGCCCUCUAGACAUGAAAUAACACCCCUAUAGUCAUUUUUGCAGUGAUAUCACCCAAUAUAGUAGAUAUAAUCAGAAAAUAAGUCAUUUAAGAGAUAAUUAAGACGUGUGUUUCAAUAAAUGUCUUCCUGACGUGUGGACAGGAUUCACAGUUGAGCUUUAGCUGGAGUACAGCCACAACAGUAGCCUGUGUUAUUAUUAUGAUGAUGAUGACUAUUAUUAUUAUGUUGUUGUUGUUGUGCUGUGAGAUAACUAAUUAUAAAAUAAAAGCCUGUGUUGGUGA